UUUUGCGCUGCGGUUGCAUCCUGUCAAACCAUCAAGCGCCGCCAGCAGAACAAAAGAUCCGUUGCAGUUUGCAAAACCGUCAGUGUUUGUGAGAAAAUAAAUUUUAAAUUUUACAAAGUUUUUUACACUUUGGUGCGUUUAUCUGUUGUUUUAUGUUAAAUAGUGAUACACCCAUUUAGUUUGCGAUAAAUCACCCAUUUUUUGUGAAAUCCAUCGUGUUAAGAACCAGUUUGGAACCUGCCCUCCCGGAAGCCACCUGUUGACACCAUAAAAAUGGAAAGCAGCAGCCCCAGUGCCAACAAUAGCAGCAUCCGUUUCAAAACACCACCAGCAGCGUCAUCGAUCAAGUGGAAAAAACUCUUCCGUGGAGCGGAAGCUGACGAGCAGGAAUUUUCCGACGAGGACAAAGAAAACGGCAUCUUCGGCAGCGACGGCGGCAGAUCGUGCGGUCGGCUAAAGUUCCAACGGGGAGCGUGUACGACGAGCAAGAAGCGGAUCCACUUCAGACGGCGAAGGCCAGGGGAAGCUGCGGAGGACGAAGGAGUUGCAACGGGAGGGCUCAAACCGUGCAGUGUUUUCACGCCAUUGAACAAACUCAAGCCCACCCAACUCAUCGGUUCCGGCACGGACUCCGACUGGCGCAGUUUCUUCAGCAAUUCCUUCGAAGUGAACCAAAGUUUUCCUCGUAUCACAACCAAUCUCCGGGAACGUCACCGUCGCCAUCACCGGGAUGAAGACCAGCGCUGGCCGCUGAAUACUCCGCUACGUUUCCAUCGAGUUGCGCCAUCUGCGGCGGCCACCACCGGAAAAGCCAAACACCAACGAUCGGCCCUGAUGGACCGGGUCCGUGUGGAUGGGGCCAACGGGUUGCGCUUCACGGCGUUCCGUCCCAAGGGAGGAUGCCUCUCGCAUGGGGUCAAUUCGCCGUACAACAAUUCCUACGUGGCUUCGACUUCCGAGUCGAUUGGACGUCUGCCGAAGAGUGGAAUCAACCCGAACAAGGCCGUAUUCACGAUCGAUAGCAAAACGUCUCGGAUUCUGAUCGUGAAUCGGAAUGCAUGCGAUCUGUUGGGGUACAGUUCCAAGGAGCUGUGCGAAAUGCAGUUUGCCAACUUGCUGCCAAAUAAGAACAAGAUGCAUGUUUCUGCGCUGGCCGAGGGACAGCUGAAUAGCGAAGAUGGGACCGUGAUUAUUCUGAGCGGUAAAGUUGUUGAGCUGUGUACGAAGUCUGGCGGGAAUGUGGCCGUUUCGUUGUGGGUAAGGCAGAUCGAUAGCGAAUCAAGGUGUUUGGCUGUGGCGGAACCUGUGGAGAGGCGAGUCGCUCAAUUGCUGGUGGAUAAGAGCGGAUAUGUUGUUUCCGGGGAUUACGAAGCGUUAUUGUUGUUCCAAUUAGAUUCGAUAGAGAAAUUCAACGGAAUGGAUGUUUCCCUGCUGAUUCCGGCCAUUCAGCUGCCCGACGCGGACAAUAGCAUGAUCGCCAAGCACAUCCGGAAGCAGAAAGCAACCGGAAAAACGGCGGAAGGAGUGGCCUUUCCUCUCUGUUUGAUGAUCUCCCACCACGACUCCGGAACGGAUACCACUGACAGUGGUCUAUCGAAUCCGAGUCAGUUGUACGUGAUUACCAUCUGGGUGUUUACUAACAUCUCCGGAUUGAUCGUGAUCGACGAGAACUCCGUCAUCGAAUCGUGCAACCAUCACUUCUCGAUGCUGAUGUUCGGAUAUCCCCAGAGCAAGAUCAUCGGCGAGCACAUUACCAAGCUGCUGCCGAACUUUGGCCAGGAGUGCGACUACCUCGGGUUUAUGAACCGCAGUCGGAAUGCAACGCUCUCGUCGCUGGACAAUGACGAAUCGGAAACGGAGACGGAUCACGUGGACUUUGAGAACAAGGAGGAGUUCAUUCACAAUGCCAUCAAUAGCAUGAAGGGCAGUUCGGAUGUGGUUUGCAGUCCGGUGAAGGAAACGAGAAAGGUAUGCUUAGACUUCACAACGACUUCCACGAGUAACAAUCGGACCGAUGCAACAUCUUGUUCUGCAUCUUCGAAUAUUGUAACAGAACAUGCCAUUACCCAGGAGAAAUCGCCCAAUAAAGCUGAGGCAACGGAAGCUUCCGGACUGCUCAGCGCAAUUGUUGUCAGUUCUGUACCGGAAAACCUGCUCUAUCUGGAGAGUAAUAGCGAAAACAACCGAAAUUAUGCCAAUCUGUCCGGAUCGGUUAGUUGUAAUGCAUUGAAGUCUGCAACCUCAGUUGCUACUUCAACAAGGGAAACUCUCACCAAACCUCCGGCACUGGAGGACUGCUCCAAUUUGGUCGAUUGUGAUUUGCUAACACCCGUCAACGAAUGCCUCAAUUUGCUAGGUGGUAAGAACAAUUCCGCCGAAAGCCCUUCCAAGGAACAACUCUACACAUCCGAGGACAUCAAUUCGGUGCUGCUGAAACACUCCACCAGCGAAGAUUACUCCGCCCCUUUGAGUGCUCCUCCGACCGUUACAACGCCUCGAUAUAUCAAACCCUACGAGUUGGCGAAGACGAUGGUCACGUCGACUCCGGAUCAGCAGAAGCGACAUUCGGCGGUUGGAACCCUCCCGGUCCCGGUUGGACCCCGGCGAUCAAUCUACUCAGAUGGGAAGUAUCGUGGAGAGGCCAUUCACUACGAUGGCAAUGUGAUCGACAUUCUGUACACCAUCUCGAACCAGACGCUGCCCUGCGGCCGGAAGGUCUACUGCAUCUGGGUGAGCCGAGAUCCGGACUCGUCGUACAACAACCUGGAUGAGGACGAGGACAAGCACCAGAAUCUGACGUUGACGUUCAACAGUAUCACCAGUACGGUGGACAAUUCGCUUGGGCAGGCGAUCAAAAAUACGGCAGCGGCGCAGCACUCGGAACGACCGAGUUCGGUUUCGCGGAUGUCGCAGUGCGAUGAGGAUUUGACUCACGGGGAGUACAGCAAGUACUACACGCUGGUGAGGCACAUCGGGAAGGGUGCAUACGGGUACGUGAAGUUGAGUUAUCGGAAUUCGGAUAGGUUAUUGGUGAUAUCGAAGUUUAUCCUGAAGGAGAAGCUCGUUCCCCAGUUCAUGAUAACGACGGACGACAAACGGGAGAUCCCAAUGGAAGUGUACCUGUUGACGCACGUGAAGCAUCCGAACAUUGUCAAUAUGUUCGAUUGGUUCGAAAACGACAAGUUCUUCCAGGUGGUGAUGGAAAUUCACGGUUCCGGAAUGGAUCUGUUCGAGUUUAUCGAUCGACGACCCGUCAUGACCGAGAAGUUGGGCUGUUUGAUAUUCCGACAGAUUGCCAACGCGGUCGCUUUCCUGCAUUCGUUGAACAUUCUGCAUCGGGACAUCAAGGAUGAGAACGUUAUCAUCGAUCAUAAUUUCCAUAUCAAGCUGAUUGACUUCGGAUCGGCCACGUUCGUGCAGGAGGGACAGCUGUUCUCUACCUUUUAUGGCACGACCGAGUACUGCAGUCCGGAAGUGUUGGCGGGUAAUCGAUAUUCCGGACCGGAACUGGAAAUGUGGGCUCUUGGUGUGACGCUGUACGUGCUGAUGUUCUUCGAAAAUCCUUUCGUGGAUGUCGAGGAAAUCUUGCAGUCCGAAUUGAUCAUUCCGCAUGAAAUCAGCGAAGAACUGGAAUACGUUUUGCUCUCCUUGCUGGACAAAAAUCCGAAAACUCGAAUCACCAUCAAAGAACUGCUGGAAACGGAAUGGAUGACGCAGGAAAUUAAUACAUCCCAGUUCAACUUUGCCAAAAUUAUCCCCUGCGAACCGUACGAAACCAAUCCGGAGAAGUACUACGUAGAUCCGAACAUCUGCUCCAGCCAAACGGGACUGUCCACCUCGCCGCACAGCCUUUCGAUGGUGGACGACGUAGAUGGGGAAGAUGACGACGAAAACGCACACAUGGAUGACUCGUUUAUUGAUCCGGAUGAGAUGUUGGAUGAUGAUAUUUGUCCACUGUCGCAUGACGAUGAGCUGGGAUCGGAUGAAAACCAUCCUGGAAGAGAGGUGAACAUCCUAUCAACCGGGCUCACCAGUCUAUCUCUAAAAGAAGCGGACGGCACGUGCAUCAGUUUGGUUGAUGGUGAGCGAGUCGGCCAUCCCGGAUCAGCGCACCACCCAGCAACAGGAGCUUCACUAGAAGAAGACAUUUGUGAUACAGAAGAAAGUGAGAUACUGCUGGUGGUGUUGAAUGGCGAUGAUGGGGAGCAUGGCGGAAAUGAUGAUUACGACGAUGAUGAACGUCGGCGAAGGGAUGAAGGUGGAGACGCCGCAACGGAAACGAUAUCACAGUGGGAUCCGUCCAGUAGCACCAGUUGUUGCAGUGUUGGUGGCCGAGGCGGUGGAGAUGACCCCAGCCCGUACAACUCGCCCAGCAAAAGUGAUCGGCACAGAAGACAGCAACAGACGAGACGGAGACGAGCGUGGGAAACGAACCAUCCGAUUGUAGUGGUGACCGCGCUAGAUCCGGAUUGUAAUAGCAAAAGUGAGCUGGUCAUCAGCGAGUGUGACUAUAGCAAUGAUAGCUUCGAGGAGGAUGCAGACGAUGGCGCGGAAGAACCCGCCUGCAACACCCCUCGGAAAAGCUAACUUCUUUUUGAGCAUUCCUUUCACAAACCAAAACAAUACGAUACUCAUUUUGUUAGAAACUCAACCCGGCAAUAGAAAAACACGCGCAAAACUAUAUAAAACGUUUAUUUUUUUAGUCGGGAGUACCCUGUUUAGCGCUUUGUUACUUCGACAUAGUGCCGUUUGGCAUAAUGCCCUUUUGGCAGAACAAAAUGUAUGUUCCUUAUUUUACAAUUGGCUGUUCUUCAUGUUGGGUCAAAUAGCGUUUUACCAAAUCUACCAGUUUUACCAAAUUUAAAGGCAUUAUGCCAAAUAGCCGUUACGUCGAAUGGGAUACUUCCUUUUUUUAGUCGUAGCCGAAAGGAGAGAGUACUAUAGCUAAGAUCCACUGAUAGGAUAGUGCAAAUCAGACUCGAUAUAACUAAAUUCUUAGAAAAAAAAACAAAGAGUCGUACACAACAGUAACAGUAGAAGUAUUAGUAGAAAAGAAUAAGUAAGAAAAUUUGACAAAAAAAUAAAGCACACAGAUACACAAACAAGUUUAGUAGCAUCUAUCGAAAUCAGAUUAUAUCAUUGUUGAACAGAUUAUAAAAUGAUUGAUUUUAAAAUAUUAAACAAAAAACUGAUAAUUAGCAAUGGAAACCUUCCCGAAGGUGUUGUAGGUGAAAGAAAGCAGUCUUUUUCAUAAAGCGCUCGAUUAAAAGGUUUAAACUUCAGUAAAGGUGCCGGCGUUUUCUCUACAACGAAAGAACACUCCCAUCUUCAACUGGUUUUCAUUUGUUUAUUUCACAUCUAUUGCAUACUGGGAUGCAUAAUCGGUUUUGUUUCUUGUGUACAGCUCAUAAUAAUAUAAUGACUCUAAUGGUAUGAGUUUCCUUUAGUUUGUAUAUUUGUUUCUCUAAAUUUUAUUCAACUUUUUUUUUUGUCUUUUCUUUGAACAAUAUGCGCUACUGAUUUGUCCAGUAAGGUUCUGUUUUCAACAAAGGUUAAAUUCUAACGACGAUAGAAAACGACUACACACACAGUCAGUUUAUGCACGCAAGUCAGCUUCUGUGUCGUUGCAUCAUCGCCUCGACGGAAGUCGAUUGUAGCGAUGGGUUUCGAACAAGCACAUUGAUUUGUUUUCUCCCUUUCUAUACACAUGUGUUUUUUCUAUGUUCUGACGAUGACUUGGUAGCAAACAACGGAAACUACAAUGUUAUACAUGUGUUUUUUGGUUGAGCACUUUUUAUUGAAAUUUGUAGUUUUUCGUAGCUUUCUUUCUUACUCGUUUAUUUUUCAGUAGAUCGGAAUCGUAUGUAUGUGUAACGCAGAUGUAAUUGACAGCAAAUGAUAACGAUUGGUAGUUUCCUUCUUGUUUCAGUGUUUCGGACUCCCAUCAGAUGACACGAAACGAAAUUUGAAACUGACUUGAAACAAAAUUUGAACGACAUGAAGAGACUAGCAGAACUUCCUGUACAGGAAGUUUUCAGGUAAGUGGUCACUUUCAUUGUGUUAUCUCGCAAAUUCCCAACAAUUGUUCGUAAAAACCUAAAUAUGUACUAUAACUGGCAUAUCUAUAACUGUAAAAUCAGUUGAGGAUUUAGUGACAACUGCAUGAGUGUGAAAGUUGCUUCCAUAGUACAGUGAGGUGAAAUUAAUCAAAAAAAUGUUUAAACUCCUAUUUUGGAAAUUUCUUCGACAUUGAUUUUGGGAUAUUCUUCGGCAUUUUUCUGGGGAUUUCUUAAAUACUGCCUUUCUUUUGGCAAUUCAAUUUGACAAAUUCUCUUUGAAAAUGAUAAGGAAAAUUCCC
Molecule: messenger RNA, 6358 nt
Organism: Aedes albopictus (Asian tiger mosquito)
Lineage: Eukaryota; Metazoa; Arthropoda; Insecta; Diptera; Culicidae
Gene: Pask
Product: PAS domain-containing serine/threonine-protein kinase
Exons: 7
Coding region: 274-4587 (1437 amino acids)
Biological process (GO): negative regulation of glycogen biosynthetic process; intracellular signal transduction; protein phosphorylation
Cellular component (GO): nucleus; cytosol; cytoplasm
Molecular function (GO): protein serine/threonine kinase activity; ATP binding
Source: RefSeq, a predicted model, not a curated record